AUGAGGAUCAUGGGAGACGUCUAUGGUGGUCUGGCCAAUGUACCCUAUGAUACCAAGCCUGUUAGCAAUUUCAUGGCUACCAUUGAUGAAUAUCAAACACACAAGGACAUGUCAAAGCUGCUUUCUCACUUUGCAAGGAUUAAAAAGGAAGACCCAGAUUUCUACUUCAACUUGCAUACAGAUCAUGUUGAUAAGGUUGACCGCAUAUUUUGGAUUGAUGGGCCAGCAAUAGCUGCAUACAAGAACUACAGCGAUUGUCUCUCAUUUGACACCACAUACAUGACAAACAUGUACAAUAUGCCGUUUGCGCCGUUCAUUGGGAUCAAUAGGUAUUGUCAGAGCAUACAACUAGGUUGUGCUUUCCUAAAAAAUGAAAAUGUGGAGAGUUUUGUGUGGCUCUUUCAAGAGUUUCUUGAAGCAAUGGGCGGCCUCCAGCCCCAAAACUUCAUUACUGACCAAGAUGCAGCAAUGAGAUCUGCAAUUCUCGCUGUAUUUCCAAACUGUUGCCACAGAAACACUUACUUCAAGGAUCGAUUCUUCCCGUUCCUACAAACUACCGCCCGGAGUGAGGGGUUUAACGCUGUUCUAAAAACAUACAGUAACCCUCACCAGAGCCUGCAUCACUUCUUUGAACAAUACUUGAAGUUGCAAGAGAAAAUUAAUGUAGCAGAGGAUUCAAUAGAGUUUUUGGAUGAAGAUAAGACUUUCAGGGUGUGGGGUGACUACCCUCUUGAAGAGCAAGCUUUGAAGGUUUACACGCGACCCAUUUACUUGCGUCUCAGGGCUGAGCUUCGUAAAGUGACAUCCUACAAUGUACAACUUAUUGGUGGCCAAAGUUAUGAUGUUCUCCCAAUUAAAACCUACGUCUAUGGCUAUGGUAGUAGGAGCUACCAAGUUGAGGCUAAUGUCGAAACUGAAACUUACAGCUGCGAGUGCUGCAAGUUCAGUAGGGAUGGGUUGCUUUGCUGCCAUAUAUUCAGAGUAAUGGUGCAAUUGGGUUGUAUUAACAAAAUUUCAGAGAAAUACAUACUAGACAGGUGGAGAGUAUAG
Molecule: messenger RNA, 1050 nt
Organism: Lolium perenne
Lineage: Eukaryota; Viridiplantae; Streptophyta; Magnoliopsida; Poales; Poaceae
Product: protein FAR1-RELATED SEQUENCE 5-like
Molecular function (GO): zinc ion binding
Source: RefSeq, a predicted model, not a curated record